This is a messenger RNA of Aspergillus welwitschiae, 1051 nucleotides long. RefSeq lists its product as uncharacterized. Bases 703 to 939 code for a protein of 78 amino acids. The transcript has a single exon. Lineage: Eukaryota; Fungi; Ascomycota; Eurotiomycetes; Eurotiales; Aspergillaceae. The record is from RefSeq and is a predicted model, not a curated record.
GUGGAGGAUCGCCAGGUGACCCUACGAAUCAAGCGUCGACCGUUGGGCCCUUCGAUCGGGCCGCGUCGCUGUGGAGCAUUGCUUUGCUGCAUCCCGGAGAAAGGAUAGGCAAGAGCUUCGUUCAUAGUAGAUGAGAGACCCAAUGAUUCGCUGUGAGAAGCACGACGGCGAGACAUAUUGGGUUUGUUUACAUGAACAUGCAGCUGGAGGGGUAGUACAAGGGGGGGGAAGGAAAGAGAGUCAGGACAGAUGCAUCUGCUGAAGUACCAGAAGCUCUUGUUUGCUUAGGUGACUGACUGCUCAGGACCAGUCCAGUCACAGUCCAAGCUGAGGUUUCGGAUUAGGCAGGAUUCCCAGCCAACGUAAUGGGGCCAGCCAGGGAAAGCACCCCGAAGGGGGACAAAUAGAAUAGUAGAGAGUAUCGGAGCAGGAAGGGAGGGGGUUGACUUGUGUAGUUUGAGGCCGGAGACAGGCCGUCUUGUCUGGCACGACUCGCCCGAAUCGGUGAUCAAAGAGGCACGUAGAUGUGAUGGUGGUGAUGGUGAUGAUGAUGAUGGAGAUAGAAGCAAUAGUAAGGUAUCGGGGUUGGAGACUCUGAGCUGCUAAUUUCCUGAAGCAGGAAACAAACAAUCACCACCCAAGAAGAGAAGGAGGGGGUCAGAUGGAGGGGGGAGUAGCUGAAGAGUGGAGGGAGGCCUUUAGAUGUCUCCUUCCGAUUGGGAUGAUAUUAUUCCCAAGAAUUGGUGCCUCUCUCACUCUCUCCUCUUCUCUUUCCUUGCUCUCUUCUCUCUUUGUUUCGAUUCUCUUCUUCUUUUCUCUCCUAAAGUCCUAGCUGGACGUGUGUCGUCCUCGCCCUGCCACCUGAGAUUUCCUUCAGUCAAAGUCGACGGUUGCCCCAAAUCCGUUCCACCAAGUGGCCUCUCGUUCUUUCCUUUUUGAGCAGGUUUCUACUUCCCACCCAGUCUUGUUCUGUUGGUUUGACUGGUUUGUUUCACGCUAUAUUAUUUCCUUUUUUUCCCCUCUUCUGAUUUUUUUUUUUUUUUUUUUUUUU